UUAAUUAGUAUCAGUUGUGCCCGUUUCGAGUCCGCUCCCGGACAUUGAUUACCGCCAUGUUGUUCCGAGCAGUGCUUAUUGUUUCUCUGUGUGUUGCUGUCCAGUCUGAUUAUGUUAUUAAAAAGUAUUGCCGAAAUGUGGUUCCUACCCUGUGCUCAAUCCAUCAGGUGAUGGUGGAGCCAUGCCUCCACGGACCGCAGUUCUGUUCCUUCAUCAGAGGGAAACCUUACGGCAUCAAAGUGGACUUUACACCCAACUUCUCGGCCGAGAACCUACGCCUGGAGAUAUCUGGCGACCACCUGAACUCCGACUCCUAUGACGUAAUCAAGACCACCAAGAGGGUGUGCGACGACCUCCUGGUGUGCCCUCUGGAGGCCUCUGUCCGACACAACUUUGAGCUAAGCCUGUCUAUGGACAUACCAUCGCCGGGCAAAUUCCCAGUGCAAGUCAAAUUGUGGAAUGAAGACGACGAGUCCCAAGCUUGCUGCUUCACUUUCCACGCCAAAGUUAAAUAAGAGCAUUAAGUAACGACAUUCUUAUUUAAAUCUACUUAAAAACUAGUGUGUGUUACAAGCUUUAAGAAUUACAACCGAAGGACUUGUGGAGAGAUUUAUAUCUUAGCGCUAAGAACUUGAAUUUACCUAAUAAAUA
Messenger RNA from Ostrinia nubilalis (European corn borer), 651 nucleotides. Its product is annotated as MD-2-related lipid-recognition protein-like. Lineage: Eukaryota; Metazoa; Arthropoda; Insecta; Lepidoptera; Crambidae. The transcript has 4 exons. The record is from RefSeq and is a predicted model, not a curated record. Bases 57 to 515 code for a protein of 152 amino acids.